UGAUAUGGAUAGCGUUUCCUCAGCCUCUUCUCUGCUGUCCCUUGCUAAACUGCUUUGUGAUGCUCCAAAGGAUGAUGAUGACGACGAUGAAGAUGUGCAGCACUCUUCUGUUAAUGCCAUGACUCCUGGUACUAUUGGACCAGUAAAGAAAGAGAGCACUGGUACUUCUCAGGUGAAAUCUGAAAACAGUAAAACUAUUUGGAAUACAGAGGAGGUCCCAGAAGGAUCUGAAUAUGAUGAUACCUGGGACCCUAGAGAACAGCCAGAGUAUGAGAUUUUAUUCAAACAAUGUGUGGGAACAGAGGAUGUCUUCUUUGGGAUGAGCAGGAAAGACCACUCCACGGCCUGCUGUGAAGAUAUAGUGAUUAAAAUCAAACUGCCAGAGACAAAGAACUCGGACAUCACAUUAGAUAUUCAGGACAAGGUUCUUGACCUCCGAACUCCCAAAAAGAAGCUGCUGCUGCACCUCCCCUACAGUGUAGACAGCAGGAAUGGGAAAGCUCGUUUUCUCUCUGAAGAGGAGACCUUGGAAGUCACCUUGAGAGUAUUGAGGGAGUUUGAUUUCAUCAAUUUUGGUUGA
Melopsittacus undulatus (budgerigar) is the source of this 580-nucleotide messenger RNA. RefSeq names its product dynein axonemal assembly factor 6 (gene DNAAF6). The transcript has 6 exons. Bases 5 to 580 code for a protein of 191 amino acids. Gene Ontology annotation, biological process: flagellated sperm motility; axonemal dynein complex assembly. Gene Ontology annotation, molecular function: dynein intermediate chain binding; protein-folding chaperone binding. Gene Ontology annotation, cellular component: cytoplasm. Lineage: Eukaryota; Metazoa; Chordata; Aves; Psittaciformes; Psittaculidae. The record is from RefSeq and is a predicted model, not a curated record.